Molecule: messenger RNA, 1308 nt
Organism: Juglans microcarpa x Juglans regia
Lineage: Eukaryota; Viridiplantae; Streptophyta; Magnoliopsida; Fagales; Juglandaceae
Product: premnaspirodiene oxygenase-like
Molecular function (GO): monooxygenase activity; heme binding; oxidoreductase activity, acting on paired donors, with incorporation or reduction of molecular oxygen
Source: RefSeq, a predicted model, not a curated record
AUGCACUUGCAACUGGGUGAAGUAUCUGCAGUUGUGGCGACAUCCCAGUUAGCCAGAGAGUUCAUGAAGACCCAUGAACUCGCCUUUAGCAAGAGGCAAGAAAUUUUUGCAGCUCAGAUUUUGACCUACGAUGGCUUAGACAUUUGCUUUUCUCCAUUUGGUGAUUAUUGGAGACAAAUGCGAAAAGUUUGCGUAAUGGAACUCCUGAGUGCCAAGAGGGUCCAAUCCUUCUCUUCUCUUCGAGAAGAUGAGGUUUGUAAUCUUGUCGAGUCCAUCCGCUUAUCUUCAGGAUCACCGAUCAAUUUUACAGAAAAGAUCUAUUCCUUAACGAGUACCAUCGUGUGCAAGGCAGCUUUUGGCAGCAAAUGCAAAGAUCCUGAUGUAUUUAUAUCGUUGGCCAAGGAAGCAAUAUCUGCAACAAGAGGCUUUGACUUGGCCGAUUUGUUUCCUUCCAAGAAAUUUCUUCGUGUGAUUACUGGAAUAAAAACUAAAGUAAAGGAAAUGCAUCGGAAGAUUGACAAGAUCGUCGAGAACAUCAUCCAUGAGCACAAGGAGAACCAGAUGAGUGCAGCAAUUAGCGAGGUAGAAAGGGGGAAGGAAGAUCUUGUUGACAUUCUUUUGCUCCUUCAGCAAACUAGCAGUCUUGAGGUCCCCAUUACAACCAAGAACAUCAAGGCUGUCAUCUGGGACAUGUUUGCUGCCGGAACUGAUACUUCAUCAGCCACGGUUGUUUGGGCUAUGGUAGAAAUGAUGAGGAAUCCUACAGUUCUGGAGAAGGCACAAGCUGAGAUAAGACAAGCAAUACAAGCCUUCAGAGGAAAGAAAAAGGUGGAUGAGAAAGAUGUUGGGAAUCUAAGUUACUUAAAGUUAGUGAUCCAAGAAACUCUGAGGCUACACCCUCCUGCUCCCAUGUUGGUCCCAAGAGAAUGCACAGAGCCAUGCGAAAUUGAUGGAUAUGAGAUACCCGUCAAAACUAAAGUCAUCAUAAAUGCAUGGGCAAUUGCAAGAGAUCCUGCAUAUUGGAAUCAUGCUGAGAGUUUCAUGCCGGAGAUGUUUGCAGGUAGUUCAACUGAUUUCAAAGGGACUAGCUUUGAAUAUAUCCCUUUCGGUGCAGGGAGGAGGAUGUGCCCGGGAAUAUUAUUAGGUCUUGCCAAUGUUGAACUUCCUCUCGCUCAACUGCUGUAUCAUUUCGAUUGGGAACUCCCAGGCCAGAAGAAACCAGAGGAUCUAGACAUGAGUGAAACCGUUGGCGCUGUUGCCGCAAGGAAAAAGCCCUUGUAUUUGAUUGCAACUACAUUUACGCCUUGA